Messenger RNA from Histoplasma capsulatum G186AR, 366 nucleotides. RefSeq lists its product as uncharacterized. The coding region runs from base 1 to 366 and encodes 121 amino acids. Lineage: Eukaryota; Fungi; Ascomycota; Eurotiomycetes; Onygenales; Ajellomycetaceae. The transcript has a single exon. The record is from RefSeq and is a predicted model, not a curated record.
AUGGCUGGCAUUCUGCAGGACCGUAUGGAACUAUCCCACCCGAAGCGAAUCGUGCAGAGUGUUGAGAGGAUAGUACCGGAUUACCGGAUGGGUUUGAAUGGUGGUUUGUGCUUUAACGGCAAGCAACUAUUUACUUCUGGCUUCCGUGAUAUACGCAAAGGCGGCUUCGCCGCUGCCAAUUAUGACGACCGCCUUUGUCUGUGUGGUCGAGGUGCUCAGGCCGGAAUUGAGGAAACUUGGACGUGGGACUCAAGUUUGGAUGUGAUUUCUUCCCGACAGCACCUUUGUGAAACUCUGUGUGAGGUGCUGUUGGAGCUUCUGAGCUGGUCAAUCACGGUUUUAAAAUUUUAUUGCUCUUAUCUAUAA